AUGGCCUUGCGAAAUCUCGUGACUACAGGCGGCACAUGUCUUCGCAAUACGAUUUUCAGAAGAUGUUUAUCAUUGACGCCACGAACUUUGGGAGGAGGUCAUCAUCAUCCACCGAUCCCCGAGCCCUAUGUGCCCAAACCAAGGGAUACCUCUGAACGUGAUUGGUUAGGACGGCGAAAGCUGCCUCGACUUUCGAAGGAUUCACACGAUCACACGAUGGACGACUACCAAUCCUAUAUUGGUGGUGCAGUAUUUGUUCUUCUUACACUGGGAGCAGUGGCUUUCUACACGGAUGUCUUUGGAAUGAACAUCAAGAAAAACUUCAAGCAUGCUCACCAUAAAGAAGCAAUAACUGCAAAACACACGGAAUCAACUCACUCGCAUUCGGAAGAGUCCGAGAAGCCAAAACCAAAGCCAGCACCGCCAGUUGUUCAAGAGAAACCUGCUGAAAAGAAGGCUCCGGAAGCUACAGACAAGAUACCGGACUUCAUUCCGUAUCUUCUGGUUGGUUCUGGAGCUGCUUCUUACUAUGCUUCUUUGUCAAUUCGAGCUAGAGAUGCAGAAGCUAAAGUUCUAAUAAUUGGCGAAGAAGCUGAACUUCCUUACAACAAACCCCCUUUAUCAAAGGAACUUUGGUGGUACCCCGAGAAUCAAGGACAGAAUUCACUCUCGUACAAGGGUCCGAAUGGAAAAGUCAAAGAUGUUUUCUUUGAAACGCAGGGCUUCUUUGUUCCUCCCAACGAAAUUUCGAGUGCAAAGCAUGGUGGAGUGUCGAUUGUGACGAAUGCAAAGGUGAAAAAGAUUGAUGCCAAAGCAAGGUUAGUACAUUUGGAAGACGGAAGAAGUAUACGUUAUGGAAAAUGCCUUCUUGCUACCGGUGGCCAUCCUCGGCGGUUAUCAGUUUUUGAACCUUUCGAGAAGUCAGGAAAUGUACUGUAUUUAAGAAAUGUGAAUGAUUAUUAUCGAUUAACGGAUGCUUGCUCUCAUAAUGGUACAAUUUCCAUAGUAGGAGGUGGUUUUCUUGGUUCAGAACUUGCAUACUCCAUCAAAAAGCGAUUUCCCGAAACGAGAGUUGUGCAGAUUAUCAAAGAAGCUGGCCCACUCGCCAAUAUUUUGCCACUUUUCCUUUCUACGCAUACACGCGGAGGUUUGGAAAGAGCUGGUGUUGAGGUGCGGACGGAAUCAUCUGUGUCUGGUGUAUCAAAAUCGGAAGCUGGCUUGCUUCAUUUGACACUUUCCGACGGAACAUCCGUUGCCUCAAACUAUGUGGUUGUCGCGGUUGGAAUUGAGCCUAAUGUGGAAAUUGAAAUUGGAGACGAGAUUAAAAAAGACACGGAACAUGGAGGCUUUCGAGCUGAUGCAAAACUUUUGGUUGCACCGUCAGUUUGGUGUGCCGGAGAUUCGUGUGCGUAUGAUACAGGAAUACUUGGACGAAAACGGAUAGAACAUUGGGAAAAUGCACAGAUUACUGGUCGUCUUGCUGGCGAAAAUAUGACUGAUGGAAACAAAAGCUUUUGGUAUCAGUCCUCUUAUUUUUCAAAAAUUGGACCUGAAAUGUUCAUUAAUGCCGUUGGAAAUACGGAUUCAAAACUGCACACCGUGUCCGUAUUUGCAGAACAGGAAACACCAAGUUCAAAUCAAUACCAAAAAGGUGUCGUAUUUUAUGAAAAUAAGGGAGAAAUUGUUGGAUGUUUGUUAAUCAAUGUUUUUGGAGCAGGCCUAGAUGUUGCGAGAAGAUUAAUUGAUGAGCGGCGAUCGGUCGGAGAAGCCAAAGAAUUAGCAAAACUUUUUUCAUUAUGGGAUAUAGAGCGGGAAGAAGAAAAAGAAAAUGCAAAGUCGAAAUCUAGU
Molecule: messenger RNA, 1848 nt
Organism: Mesorhabditis belari
Lineage: Eukaryota; Metazoa; Nematoda; Chromadorea; Rhabditida; Rhabditidae
Source: the annotation of a GenBank genome assembly